AUGGCGCUGAGCCGAAGCCGAAGACAUCAAAGAAAACCGCAAGCCGAGUGCAAUCGUGAUGUUUCGUUUUACGAACAUCCACUGCUGAGCUGUCGGCUUGAAACACAACUCCUAGAUAUUAACAUAAACCCCUUUAUCCAGAAUCGGCUAUAUUUAACUCGGCUCAAGACUGGGGCCAUUGGUUGCGCCAUGGAGUCAACCGAACCGCGAUUAUUCCGCAAGAACGGACGGGCUCAGGCUUGUGAACCAUGUCGCAAACGCAAAGUUGCAUGCGAUCACACGCAACCCAUAUGUAACAGAUGCAAGAAGUCGAAGAAUCCAGAAUUGUGCGAAUAUAUCGUCAAUAGCACUCCAGUCCGAGAGACUCCUAGACCCAACAGACUGAGAGAGCAUCGGAGAGCCAGAGAAUCUAGAGCGCCUUCCUUGCCUUUGACGCUCUCCUUUCUUCCUUCACUUCCAGGCCAUCCAUCUGGAUCAACAGCGAGAGCACCAAUAACAGCCUCACCAACUACAACACCGUCAAGCGCAACAACAGGCCGUCAGCCCACAUCCGUAUCUGCAAGCCACCCCACCAGCCCGGAGUCAGUGGGCGCAACUCCGAGCGUGCUCGGCAUCGGCUACCUGGGCUUUACGUCUUUUUGCGGCAUCUAUGAGGAGACUCGGCAUAGCCUCAAACGACUUCAGCCCUCCGGAGCGGCACCCAUCGGUGAGAUCGGUACUACUAAUUAUUGCGGUUUAGAAUGUUCUCCGCCCCUCACGCCUCAGGCUCUGGAGACAUGUCUGACUGUCCUCCGUCAUGUCCCAGAUCGCGAAACCGGUCUGAAGCUGUUCGAUAGCCAUGUGAACCCGAGUGAUGGCUGGAUCCGGCCCGUGGCCCGGCAGAUUCUUGAAUCUCUCUACGAGACCUUUCCCCGCCACUUCGACAGCGCCAAUCCCGCCAGUGACAGCGAACUGGAGCCUCUUGCGCGAACAAUAUGUGCCAACACAGCCAAAUGCGUGAAUGAUGAAGAGACUGAUGCUGAGAAGUGGGUGGCACAGCUGCUCGGCCCGAACCUACGAUGGGAAUCUUUUGGUGUGUUGUUUGUCUACUGGGAGUUGGCGGCCAGAUAUCUCGGGCCCUACCGGCCAGACGUGGGCACGCAAUUCUCAUCCCUGGAUGAGGGAACCAAGGUCGUGUUGGGAUAUCGGUAUUGCAUCUGCGCCUGCAUGGAACUGACAAAGGCCGCUGGCAGCGGGGGCAAUACGCUGCUCCUUUUCAUGACUUCCAAGCGGACAAUCAUCGAGUCAUUGUUUUCCGGUGAUGCAAGUUUUGCAUGCUGGCAAUUGCAUUCCGAAACGGUGGCAUUAUCAACGUUUCUCGGGUUUCACGACGAAGUGAGCUCAGAGCCGUAUGUGCCGAACAUUGGCACCGAGAUUAAACGCAAAACGUUCUCCUAUGUCUUCUACAUGGACAAGGUAUUAGCAUCUUUCUCUGGCAGGCCUCCUAUGAUCAGCCGCAGAUACGCGCGAACGCCGCCCCCCUUGGACCUAAAGGACGAGUAUCUCCUUUCAGACAAGGCCACACUUGCCCGGCAUGUGGCCAAUCUUGAUGAGAACGGGUGGAACACCGAAGGUGGCCUCUAUUCUUCCACUAUCGUCCGGGCCCGGGUAAUGCUGGCUCACAUUCGAGAUGAGUUAUUCGAAAUUGCACUCGGCCACGGGCCGGUGACUCCGGUUGAAACGCUAUUGGACAUCAAGGAAAGGCAGCUCAAAACCAUUGCUAGUCUUCCAGAGAUCCUCAUGUUCAAGGAUGAAAACAUACAGGACAGAAAGCUCGAGGUUUCUGUCUUAUAUGUCCGUCUGGUCGUCCACCUGGAACACCUUCAAAACAUGUUCUUCAUCGAGCGUCUCCUCGCACGACGGGGUCACGAUGACGGUACAUUGUUGGCAGUAAGCUACGAAAUGGUCUCCAAAACCCUCAUGUUCUGGACAAAUAUGGAUCGCCUAUCGGUUAUGAACGGUGAUUUUGAAUGGCUGGUAAUGGCAUACGCUGCGCCAGGAGGUGGCAUACUCUGCCUUGAACUGCUUAAACCCACCCUCCACGGCGGCAACCAUCCACAGAACCCCAAGGUGACCCGCUCCAGCAUCAUCCAGAAGCUCAGCCUGCUUGUCGGCUUCCUGGAUUGGGUCAGCCCGACUGCUCCCAACGGUGACCUUUGCGCCGGCUGCAAGGUUGUCAUUCAGCAUGUCCUCGACCAGGCCCUGAACAACUCAGCGGCCGCCGCAGCGGGUGCCUCUGCCUCGGCAGACGGCGGAGUCACUCUUCCCGCCGGCUUGGAUGCCAUGGACUGGGACUUUUCCACGCAGUUGGACUUCAAUUUCGACCUGCUUGAUACCUUUGACUGGCUACGGCCGGAGGUGGGUUUGACCCAGCAGUCUUGA
Messenger RNA from Colletotrichum truncatum, 2421 nucleotides. Its product is annotated as fungal specific transcription factor. Gene Ontology annotation, molecular function: DNA-binding transcription factor activity, RNA polymerase II-specific; zinc ion binding; DNA binding. The record is from RefSeq and is a predicted model, not a curated record. Gene Ontology annotation, cellular component: nucleus. NCBI's taxonomy places the organism in Eukaryota, Fungi, Ascomycota, Sordariomycetes, Glomerellales, Glomerellaceae. Gene Ontology annotation, biological process: DNA-templated transcription; regulation of DNA-templated transcription.